UGUUGUGGUCCCUCCCCGAGAGUGGGUAUAUAUAUAUAUGACAGAUUAGAGGACGGAGUUACAGAGCAGAGCCAAUUGCUUUGGGACUCCACACAAGACACUGGACUAUUGCUUCACCACCACAGAGAGAGCGAGAGAGAGAGAGAGAGAGAGAGAGAGAGAGAGAGAGAGAGCGAGAGACAGAAAGAAACAGCUGUUAAGUCAAGAAGGACAAUAGUGCAAUUAAAAGAGAGCGGGCUCAACAGAAAUGGGACUGCUACGUGUUGAAGACCUGGUCACGGGGAAGAGGUGUGAGGGGAAGGAGGCAGGGGAUGCGUGUGCAGAAGUGUACGCGGCAGGAGAGUAUGAGGCGGUGGUCAAUCGCGAGAAACAGGACGGCUUUUCAACACAUACCGAUCUGAGCACAGCGAACAGCAGCAGCCAGGAUGAAGACAACCUCACACUCAAUAUUGACCGGUUAGGUCACCUGAAGCUGGAGACUGUAGACGAUCUCUUCAGCAUCCUCGAGCUGAAGAAGAGGAGGAAAGAGAGGAAGAUAUGUGCUCACAAGAAGGAACCUGAACCUGAGAUAGUGCCAGAAACAGUGGACCAGGCCAUGUUCCUCAAAGCUGCUGAGGAAAAUAAGCUAGCUGUGGUGGAGAAGUACCUGUCUGAUGGUGGAGACCCCAAUGCCUGUGACCAUUUCAAGCGUUCUGCUCUGCAUAAAGCCUGCUUUCACGGUCACAUUGAGGUCAUGAAGAGGCUUCUGGAGGCCGGAGCUUCAAUUGAGAACAAAGACAAGCUGGACGCUACAGCCGUGCACUGGGCCUGCAGGGGGGGCUGUCUGCCUGCACUGGAACUGCUGCUGAACGAGGGAGGCAAAAUCAGCUCCAGAGACAAGCUAUACAGCACUCCGCUCCAUGUAGCGGUCAGGACUGGCCAUUACGAGUGUGCGGAGCAUCUCAUCCACUGCGGAGCGGACAUCAGCGCUAAAGACAGGGAGGGAGACACGCCCUUACACGAUGCAGUGAGGAUCAACAGGUUCAAAAUGAUCCAGCUGCUGCUGAUGUACGGGGCCAGCAUGAAGACCAAAAACAACGAUGGAAAGACACCAAUGGAGAGUCUUCUCGCAUGGCAGAAUGGAGCUAAAAACAUACUGUGUAACUUUAAGGAGGAUGCAGCUUCUCCAACUCAAUAGAGCGAGAGAGAGAGACAGAGAGUGAGAGAGAGAGAGAGAGAGAGAGAGAGAGAGAGAGAGAGAGAGAGAGAGAGAGAGAGAGAGAGAGAGAGCUAUCAGCAUUACCAUUAUGAAUGCAUGCAGAAGGCAAUGGCCUUUUUAUUAAAUCUGUGAACUGCUUUGUGUUUGAGAAACGCUGAAUGUUGACUGAACGCUGGACGAUAAUUGCUGGCAAUUCGGCAACUGAAGCAGUGAGAAUGUAUUUGUAAAUAUUGUUUGAAUGAUGGAGAAUUAUCAGAAUUCUGAGAGCAGCUGAUGAAGAGUGAGUUUGGAGCUUCUUAGAAUGUAAUUUCUUUACUUUAUUUUGCGCCAACUCACCGUCAGAGCAUGACGCUGUUGUCGGAAAAAAACCUCAUAUCUCCGAAAUGGUGACUUUACAGGAGAAGGAAAAAACCUACUUUACUUUUAAUGUAAGUCAAUGGAACCAGAGUU
This is a messenger RNA of Colossoma macropomum (tambaqui), 1648 nucleotides long. RefSeq names its product ankyrin repeat domain 1a (cardiac muscle) (gene ankrd1a). Gene Ontology annotation, biological process: regulation of transcription by RNA polymerase II. Gene Ontology annotation, molecular function: RNA polymerase II-specific DNA-binding transcription factor binding. The coding region runs from base 248 to 1177 and encodes 309 amino acids. The record is from RefSeq and is a predicted model, not a curated record. Gene Ontology annotation, cellular component: nucleus. Lineage: Eukaryota; Metazoa; Chordata; Actinopteri; Characiformes; Serrasalmidae. The transcript has 9 exons.